Molecule: messenger RNA, 710 nt
Organism: Malus domestica (apple)
Lineage: Eukaryota; Viridiplantae; Streptophyta; Magnoliopsida; Rosales; Rosaceae
Product: cleavage stimulation factor subunit 50
Biological process (GO): mRNA 3'-end processing
Cellular component (GO): mRNA cleavage stimulating factor complex
Molecular function (GO): protein binding; RNA binding
Source: RefSeq, a predicted model, not a curated record
AUGUAUGAUGAAGUUGAUGACAGAAAUUUCUAUUGCUCUUGGUCUGUAAUGUCCGAAAGUCAGGUAUUCAGCUACAGUGGCAAGCAUGUUACAGCUUCUAAAGAUGGUGUUAUUCGUUUAUGGGAUGGUAUAACUGCCAAGUGUGCACGCUCCAUACCCGCACAUGGCACAGCAGAGGCAACCAGUGCAAACUUUACUAAGGAUCAAAGGUUUGUUCUCUCUUCUGGAAAGGAUUCCACCGUGAAACUUUGGGAAGUUGGCACUGGGAAACUGAUUAAGCAAUAUCUAGGAGCUACGCAUACUCAACUGCGGUGUCAGGCUGUUUUUAAUGAUACUGAAGAAUUUGUACUGUCCAUCGACGAACCAACCAAUGAGAUUGUUAUCUGGGAUGCUACGACAGCCAAAGUGGCAAAGUGGCCUUCCAAUCAUAUUGGUGCUUUCCGUUGGCUUGCGCACUUGCCAACGGAGGCAGCAUUUGUUACCUGUGGGACUGACAGAUCAAUCCGGUUCUGGAAGGAAAGUCUGUCAAGCCUGUAGAAAUCCGGCUGGCGACUUUCUUGAUGUGAAGAGUGUAGAUUGAUGAUCUGAGUUAGGAUUUUACUCCUCUCCCUUAAAACUAGAUGAGUUAAUAGAAUGUAACCCACAACAGAGGACCCCCAAUUUGACUGGUUCAGUUUGGUCAGUAAAAUAUUUUCAUUUUACUUUUUUAA